Molecule: messenger RNA, 400 nt
Organism: Suncus etruscus (white-toothed pygmy shrew)
Lineage: Eukaryota; Metazoa; Chordata; Mammalia; Eulipotyphla; Soricidae
Product: 60S ribosomal protein L36a-like
Exons: 1
Biological process (GO): translation
Cellular component (GO): cytosolic large ribosomal subunit; ribosome
Molecular function (GO): structural constituent of ribosome
Source: RefSeq, a predicted model, not a curated record
AAAACGCCUUUCCUCGCGGCUUCUGCGCUCACAAGCAUAGUGAACGUCCCGAAAACCCGCCGGACAUUUUGUAAGAAAUGUGGGAAGCAUCAGCCCCACAAAGUCACACAGUACAAGAAAGGCAAGGAUUCUCUGUAUGCCCAGGGAAAGCGGCGUUAUGAUCGGAAACAGAGUGGCUAUGGAGGGCAGACUAAGCCAAUUUUCCGGAAAAAGGCAAAAACUACAAAGAAGAUUGUGUUGAGGCUUCAGUGUGUUGAGCCCAACUGCAGAUCUAAGAGAAUGCUGGCCAUUAAGAGAUGCAAGCAUUUUGAACUGGGGGGAGAUAAAAAGAGAAAGGGACAAGUGAUCCAAUUUUAAACAUCUUUUAUGAAGACAGAUCAAGAGUUGGUAUUUGAGGAAA